AUGGGUUCGUCCAUUCUACUUGUUGCACGUGAUGACUCAAUCGACAGAGAAGUGUGGAACAUUUCUGAGUUGUGCUGCUAUGGCUGCAACAUUGUGUUCCAACUUAUAGACGAUCGUGCAUCCUCUGGAGUGCAAUGUGUUUAUCAUGUCAAUCAGGAUAGGACAUGUCCAGAAGCGAUCAUCAAAAGGGUCAUCAAUACUAUCUUUAAAAUAUACGCCAAUGACCUUUUGUUGCAG
Messenger RNA from Acytostelium subglobosum LB1, 237 nucleotides. RefSeq lists its product as hypothetical. Lineage: Eukaryota; Evosea; Eumycetozoa; Acytosteliales; Acytosteliaceae. The transcript has a single exon. The annotation marks the transcript as partial. The record is from RefSeq and is a predicted model, not a curated record.